GUGGUGUCGCUCUCUGUCUCACGAGAAAGCCUAAAAAGCGCUCUGUCGAUAAGAACUCUUCAUCUCUCCUCCUCCUAAUUCGGGAUUCUUGACCCCCAAUCCUUAGCCUCUGUCCGAUCCAACCUUUCUCUCAUUCAUCUCGUCGCUGGAUCGAUUUCUAGGGUUUGAUUCGGCGGCCGCCGCCACGCCGGCAAGGAAGCCGAUGGAGAGGGAGAAGAAGAAGUACCCAAUUCAGGUAGAGGAUUACCAGCUGCUGGAGGUGGUGGGGCAGGGGGCCAGCGCUUCCGUCUAUCGUGCACGCUGCGUGUCUCUUGAUAAAGUCGUUGCUAUAAAGAUAGUAGAUUUUGAAAAACAUAACAGUGAUUUGAACAAUAUCUGUCGAGAGGCACAAACUAUGAUAUUGAUUGACCAUCCAAAUGUUCUCAAGGCACACUGCUCAUUCGUGAAUGAUCACAACCUAUGGGUGGUUAUGCCUUAUAUGGAGGGAGGAUCUUGUCUUCAUAUAAUGAAGUCUGCUUACCCCAAUGGAUUCAAUGAAAACAUCAUUGCAACAGUGUUACGAGAGGUGCUUAAAGGAUUGGAAUAUCUUCAUAAUCAUGGGCAUAUACACCGUGAUGUAAAGGCUGGAAACAUUCUGGUUGAUGCACAAGGUGCUGUUAAACUUGGGGACUUCGGUGUUUCAGCUUGCCUCUUUGAUUCGGGUGAUAGGCAAAGAUCAAGAAAUACAUUUGUUGGGACACCUUGCUGGAUGGCUCCUGAGGUGAUGGAGCAACUCCAUGGAUAUGAUUUCAAGGCUGACAUCUGGUCUUUUGGAAUAACUGCUUUGGAACUUGCUCAUGGUCAUGCUCCUUUUUCGAAGUAUCCUCCAAUUAAGGUCUUGCUCAUGACCUUGCAAAAUGCUCCUCCAGGCCUUGACUACGAAACAGAUAAAAAGUUCUCUAAAUCAUUCAAGGAUAUGAUAUCUAUGUGCUUGAUCAAAGAUCCCUCAAAGAGGCCGUCUGCACAUAAGCUAUUGAAACAACCUUUCUUCAAACAGGCACGAUCACAAGAUUACAUAGUACGAAAGAUUUUGGAUGGCUUACCGACUCUAGUUGAUCGCCAUCAAGCACUUAAGGAGAAAGAAGAAGAUUUACUUGCACAAGAGAAAAUGCUAGAUAGUGAGAAGGAAGAAUUAUCUCAGAGUGAAUACAAACGAGGAAUUAGUGCUUGGAACUUUGAUAUGGAGGAUUUGAAAGCUCAAGCUUUAUUGAUUAUGGAAAAUGAAGAAAUUAAAGACUCAAAUUCAAGCCAAAUGCUUGAAAAUGAGACUUUGGAAGAAACAAUUCAAGAACUUGUGCCUAUUUUCUCUUCAAAGUGUAGUAGUGAAGUUAAAGUGGUCCUCUCAGAUGAGUCAACUCUUAUGGCAGCUGAUCCACCUGCUCAAUGCAAGAGAAACAAAUCUAAUGGAUCAGACAAUGAAGUUAAGGUUGCUGUUACCAAUGAUCAAAAAAUUAUCAGAAGUGAUCUGCAGCCUAACCAUGAACAAAAUGGAUCUGGUGAAAAUAAUAAAGUUGAGUUUUUUGGAAAGAAUCAAGAUAAUUUGCAAGCUCAGUCGUCUCAUGAGCGAAGACUUUCUACAAAUUUAUCAUUUUCAGAACUUAUCCCCUCAUCAAAAGUAGAAAGUGUUAGAAAACAAAAUCAUCUCCAAAAUGGUGGAAAUGGUUUUGAAGAACUUCAGAAAGUAAAUGAUAUACCUAUUGAUACAGUACCUAGACCAUCAAAGUCAGCAGGUGUUGAUGAUAUUGAAGAUAAGUCAAAGCAUCCACAAGUUCAGAGGAAAGGUCGAUUCAAAGUGAUGUCAGAAACUGUUGAUUCAGAAAAGGCUUCUCCAAUCCUUCAAAAGAGUCAAAGUAUGCAGGUGUUUUCUCAACUAUCACCAAACUCAGCAACAUCAAUUGACCAUCCAUCAGAUCUUGGACUUUCCAUGUAUCCACAACUGCAUUCUGUCUUGCAAGCAAAUAUCUUGCAAUGGGAAUGUAUUGCUGGUAUGAUGAAGCAGCUAAUUGCUGGUGAUUUAUCAUCAAUGUCAACUGGUUCAUCAAAUCGUUUGAAUGAGGACACUAUGAGUUUGGACACUUUUGAAGCUGCCCAUGAAAGGGAGAAGGAGUUGCUACAAGAGAUAUGUGAUUUGCAGUGGAGGCUGCUAUGUACAAUGGAUGAACUGAAAAGGUUAAGGUCAAGAAAUACUGAGGCAUAACCACAACUAAGACGUGUGAAGAAAAGAUGAAAGUUGGGCACAUGAGUAUUUGAAUGCGCUUUCAUUCCUAGGGGUUAGAAAGACAUUUAUGGCCAGCGACAUUGCAGCUUAUUAAAAGGUGAAACUACUUAGAUUAUGUGUGAUGCAUUCCAUUAGGGUAUUCCUUUCUAGGUUUGCCAAUAAUUUACAAUAAUUGAUAAACAGUUAUAAGUGGUUUCAAUGAAUUAUUUACAUUGCAAGCCUCCUGUUUUGUUAAUAAAUUACUUAUCUUUCUGAGUAAAUAAAUUGUAAAAUGGGAAAAA
Messenger RNA from Zingiber officinale, 2538 nucleotides. Its product is annotated as serine/threonine-protein kinase BLUS1-like. The record is from RefSeq and is a predicted model, not a curated record. Gene Ontology annotation, biological process: protein phosphorylation. NCBI's taxonomy places the organism in Eukaryota, Viridiplantae, Streptophyta, Magnoliopsida, Zingiberales, Zingiberaceae. The coding region runs from base 203 to 2236 and encodes 677 amino acids. Gene Ontology annotation, molecular function: protein serine/threonine kinase activator activity; ATP binding; protein kinase activity. The transcript has 21 exons.